Molecule: messenger RNA, 2135 nt
Organism: Nomascus leucogenys (northern white-cheeked gibbon)
Lineage: Eukaryota; Metazoa; Chordata; Mammalia; Primates; Hylobatidae
Gene: MARVELD2
Product: MARVEL domain containing 2
Biological process (GO): bicellular tight junction assembly
Cellular component (GO): bicellular tight junction; apical plasma membrane; cytoplasmic vesicle
Source: RefSeq, a predicted model, not a curated record
GAGUCCCGGGCGGCGUGCGCGCUCUUCCUGGUGGCUGCGCAGGUGUGAAAAUCACAAAUGUCGUCAAAUGAUGGAAGAUCCAGGAAUCGGGACAGGCGCUAUGAUGAGGUACCAAACGACCUGCCUUAUCAAGAUAGCACCAUAAGAACCCACCCAACUCUUCAUGACAGUGAGCGGGCAGUGAGCGCUGAUCCCUUGCCACCACCCCCUCUCCCAUUACAGCCACCAUUCGGCCCAGACUUCUACUCAAGUGACACAGAAGAACCAGCUAUAGCGCCAGAGCUCAAACCAGUAAGGCGCUUUGUCCCCGACUCCUGGAAGAACUUUUUCAGAGGGAAGAAAAAGGACCCCGAAUGGGAUAAGCCAGUGUCUGAUAUCAGGUACAUCUCCGAUGGAGUGGAGUGUUCACCACCAGCCUCUCCAGCAAGACCAAACCACAGUUCGCCCCCUAACUCCUGCAAAGAUCCCUACGGAGGGUCAGAAGGAACGUUUAGUUCCCGGAAAGAGGCUGAUGCAGUGUUUCCCCGGGAUUCCUGUGGAUCUCUAGACCGACACACACAAACAGUUCGAACAUACAGUGAGAAGGUGGAGGAGUACAACCUGAGAUACUCCUACAUGAAGUCGUGGGCAGGCCUGCUGAGAAUACUGGGUGUGGUGGAGCUGCUUUUGGGGGCCGGCGUCUUUGCUUGUGUCACAGCUUACAUUCACAAGGACAGUGAGUGGUACAACUUGUUUGGAUAUUCACAACCGUAUGGCAUGGGAGGCGUUGGUGGACUGGGCAGUAUGUAUGGGGGCUAUUACUACACUGGCCCUAAGACCCCUUUUGUACUCGUGGUUGCUGGAUUAGCUUGGAUCACCACCAUUAUUAUUCUGGUUCUUGGCAUGUCCAUGUAUUACCGGACCAUUCUUCUGGACUCUAAUUGGUGGCCCCUAACUGAAUUUGGAAUUAACGUUGCCUUGUUUAUUUUGUAUAUGGCCGCAGCCAUAGUCUAUGUGAAUGAUACCAACCGAGGUGGCCUCUGCUACUAUCCGCUAUUUAAUACACCAGUGAACGCAGUGUUCUGCCGGGUAGAAGGAGGACAAAUAGCUGCAAUGAUCUUCCUGUUUGUCACCAUGAUAGUUUAUCUCAUCAGUGCUUUGGUUUGCCUAAAGUUAUGGAGGCAUGAGGCAGCUCGGAGACAUAGAGAAUAUAUGGAACAACAGGAGAUAAAUGAGCCAUCAUUGUCAUCAAAAAGGAAAAUGUGUGAAAUGGCCACCAGUGGUGACAGACAAAGAGACUCAGAAGUUAAUUUCAAGGAACUGAGAACAGCAAAAAUGAAACCUGAACUACUGAGUGGACACAUCCCCCCAGGCCACAUUCCUAAACCUAUCGUGAUGCCCGACUAUGUGGCAAAAUACCCUGUGAUUCAGACAGAUGAUGAGCGAGAACGCUAUAAAGCUGUGUUCCAAGACCAGUUUUCAGAGUACAAAGAGCUGUCUGCAGAAGUUCAGGCCGUCCUGAGGAAGUUUGAUGAGCUGGAUGCAGUGAUGAGCAGAUUGCCACAUCAUUCGGAAAGCCGACAGGAACAUGAGAGAAUUUCAAGAAUCCAUGAAGAGUUUAAGAAAAAAAAGAAUGAUCCUACAUUUCUGGAAAAAAAAGAACGCUGUGAUUACCUAAAGAAUAAACUUUCUCAUAUAAAGCAAAGAAUUCAAGAAUAUGAUAAAGUAAUGAAUUGGGAUGUACAAGGUUAUUCUUAACCCUUAUUUGAAACCACUUUAUUUUUUAUUUUAUUUUAUUUUUUUGAGAUGAAGUCUUGCUCUGUUACCCAGGCUGGAGUGCAGUGGCACGAUCUCGGCUCACUGCAACCUCCACCUCCCGGGUUCAAGCAAUUCUCCUGCCUUAGCCUCCCCAGUAGCUGGGAUUACAGGCGUGCGCCACCACGCCUGGCUAAUUUUUGUAUUUUUAGUAGAGGCGAGGUUUCACCAUGUUGGUCAGGCUGGGAAACUACUUUUUUUUUUAAAUAGCAAGUUUACUAUUUAUUUACUGCCUUUUUAAUGCUAGCCUCUGUGGUAGAGAAGCAAGCACUUCCCGAAUCAGCUUCCAGUUGGUUUAACCAGUAUGCAACAUUAAAGAUUUUACUCAGACAUUUUUAAAC